UUUGUACCCGGCGUGGUGUCGUCGGCAACACACGCGGCCAUGUCACACAGGUCAAGGCUCGUGGACCAAUGACGUUCUUAGUGGCGGAGCAUCCACGCGACUCGCGCACUCGCAAUAUGUCGGCAAACGGGAAACAAGCGCGACUAGCUUUACAGUUGUUUACAUGACUAAAUACAUAUUUUAUUUAUUCAUAUUUCAUGAAUGUUUGGAUCUUUUACUCCGUUGUCAGAGUCUAUGUUUAUAUAAUUCACCUAUGAAAUUCCUGUGUGUUAUUUAAAGUCAUACAAUAUUCUUCAUCCUUGCUUGUUCACUUCACUGGACUAACUAUACUUUAUAUAGAGGACUGGACUACUGGAGUCUGAAACCAACUGAACACUCUUUAAAACAUUCUGUGCGCAGUGCUUUUAGUGUCAACGCCACCUGUGGAUCACCACCACCCCAUCGUUUUCCUGUAGUGACUGUUAAUUAUCAACAGUCCAUCAAUAAGUUUACGUGGAUCAUUAUAAGUUGUCUGUAUUUGAAAAAUAGUACUAAUCUGAUACUUGAACUAUGAAUUCGUCACCAUUAGAUUCAUUUUGUCCAGUCCAUUCGGAAUCUGAAGCAUCAAUAACAGCGAUUGCAACGAUUGUUACAAAAGAUGACACUUUAAAAUUUGAUGAUAUCACCAAAGAAUUUCUCAAAUUAGGGUUUAUAAAAGUUAAGGAUUUGGCUAGAACAUCCAUGUUAAAAGCUAGCUCAGUUAAAUUGCCGGGAGAUUCUCUAACACUGCUUUAUGAAGCUAUGGAGACAUAUACUGAUCGCCUAGAUAAGCUUCAUGAAACUGCAAAAUCAGAACAUACAAAUGGAAAUUUCGACAGUACGCAAAAAAUAUGUACAGAAUUACUUGUACAUAAACCAAAAAGUUUAGAUAUUAUAUUGCUUAAAGCUGAUUCAUUUCUCAGUCACAAACAUUAUGAAAAAGCCAUUGAAACUUUAGAAGAAGCAAAAAAUAUUCAUCCCAAUUGUUUUGAAGUUUUAUAUAACUUAGCACUAGUUUAUUGGAGAAAGUCUGAACAGGAUUUAGCAAAACAAUAUUUAUCGGAAGCUUGUGAAUUAAAACCUUUUUGUGUUAAUGCAUGGACAAUGUAUGGUAAUGUAUUAUCUAUUACAAACGACUUGAACUCAGCUGAACUAGCUUAUGAACGGGUUUUAAGUCUAAAACCCGAAUUAUAUGAAGUACGUAAUAAGUACGGAAAACUGCUAUUAAAAUUAAAUAAAUUAAAAGAUGCUAAAAAGCAAUUUAAGAUUGCCCACAACAGUGCGACAGAAUGUCCAGAAACUUUAAAUAAUUUAGGAGAUGUUUAUUCUGAGUGCGGUAAAUUUGAAAAAGCUAUUUCUAAUUAUAAAAAAUCUUUAGAAAUUAAUCCUGAUCUAAAGAAUACUCAUGGUAGUUUGGGAAUGGUUUAUCUAAAAGUUGCAAAAUCACAAGAAGCAGCUACUGAAUUUCUAAAAGCAUUAAAAUUAGAACCAGACAAUGUGUUGUAUUUAAGAAAUUUAGCAGUUACAUUUUCUCUUCAACAAAAACCUGAAUUGUCUGUUGAAGUAUUUAAAAAAUGCUUGAAACUUCAACCUGAAAACUUCAUCAUAAAUUUAAAUUUGGCUAUGGUGUAUAUACAAGACCUUAAAAAUUAUCAAGAAGCUAUAAUUUAUUUAAAAAAAUGUAUGCAGUUAAAUCCGGAAGCAACAUAUGUGUACAAGAUUCUAAGUCAUGUAUACCAGCAGUCUGGAGAUAACCUAAGUGCGUUUGAUACUUGCAUGGCAUUGGGUGAUUUGUAUAUGGAUAGCAAUGAUCAUGAAAAUGCAAGUAAUAUAUUUACCUGUGCAACUCAUUUUAAUCCUGACAAUGCAUAUGGCCAUUGGAAAUUGGGCCUAACUAUGUAUAAACAGGGUCGUCUUGAUUUGGCUUUAUUGAGUUAUAAAAGAGCUAUUGAAUUGAAACCAAAUCUGGUUGCCGCUUAUUGUGACAUUGGGAUUAUCUAUGAAGAAUCUAAUCUUCCUGAAAAAGCCAUGGUCAACUAUGAAAUGGCAAUUCAGCUAGAUUCUAAUAAUUUAAAUGCAUUACAUAAUUUAUCAAAUCUGAAACAAAAUUUGGGUCAACUAGAUGAUGACCUUAUUGACAUGUUUCAAAGAAUAUUGAAAAUUGACGAAUCAGAGGCUUUUGAUACACAUAAAAAUCUAGCAGAUAUUUUUAAGACAAGAAGAAAUUUUAAUGAUGCACUUACGCAUUAUGAAAAAGCUUUGGAAUAUAACAAUACAUCUGUCGACAUUUAUAAGCAGAUGGGAGAUAUAUAUUCAGAGUUGAACAUGGCUGAUGAUGCAUUACGUUGUUUUAAUUUGGCAACUCACCAUGAGAACAGUGUUGAGAAGCUUUAAUUUAUGACGGUUCUAAGGAAAAAUAUGGUUGAAUAUCUUUGAACACGAUGAAAAUUUGUUACACCGCAACAGGAAGA
Myzus persicae (green peach aphid) is the source of this 2489-nucleotide messenger RNA. Its product is annotated as UDP-N-acetylglucosamine--peptide N-acetylglucosaminyltransferase 110 kDa subunit-like. Gene Ontology annotation, molecular function: protein N-acetylglucosaminyltransferase activity; protein binding. Bases 550 to 2412 code for a protein of 620 amino acids. The record is from RefSeq and is a predicted model, not a curated record. Gene Ontology annotation, biological process: protein O-linked glycosylation. Lineage: Eukaryota; Metazoa; Arthropoda; Insecta; Hemiptera; Aphididae. The transcript is spliced from 8 exons.